AUGUUUAGCAAGUUCACAGCAAGGUUUUCGAGUAUAAAUAUAAAAAACCUGAAUCUCGCAGCUUGCGGAAUUAUUACAUUCCAAUACUUGAUGGACAAAUAUGCUCUCCAUUAUUAUUUUUCAACCAUCUUGACGAAUGCCCCUCUCCCUGCAAAUUCUCAUCGAUACAAUGCAUCAUAUGAACUCCGAUACAAAGGCAUCAACGUUGCUAUGUACCCUAAGGGUGGCCCAGGAGCAGUUGCACAAGCUAUGGAUGAUUAUUUUGUAUUAAGAACAUUUUAUCCCGGAGCACUUAUCAUGCAAGCAUUCAGCUUGGCGAUGAUAAAUCAUUAUAACUUAAGAAAAGGCAGAUAUCCAUGAAUUCCUUGCUGUCUAUUAUUGGGCGGAAACUUAGUAUUGACUUUUACAUCAUAUCUUAGUGGGGUAAGAUUCUUAGUCUUAAUGAAGUACAUUGAGAACGGUGACUGAAAGGUUUACGAAAACUUUGCAGAGCUUAGAACAAGCCAAAAACUCGGCGAAUACGACGGAAUAGAAAAAUACUUGAUUCAAUCAUCUAUCACUGCAUGUGCAUUAGGUAGUGUGUUAGCAAGUCCAAUUUGGGGAAGUAUAACAGUAGCAUGCAUAGGCGUCUUAGCAUAUUUAGGUCAUUUAUAA
Molecule: messenger RNA, 654 nt
Organism: Blepharisma stoltei
Lineage: Eukaryota; Ciliophora; Heterotrichea; Heterotrichida; Blepharismidae
Source: the annotation of a GenBank genome assembly